Leucoraja erinaceus (little skate) is the source of this 2612-nucleotide messenger RNA. RefSeq names its product guanine nucleotide-binding protein subunit beta-5. Gene Ontology annotation, biological process: G protein-coupled dopamine receptor signaling pathway; G protein-coupled receptor signaling pathway. The transcript is spliced from 11 exons. NCBI's taxonomy places the organism in Eukaryota, Metazoa, Chordata, Chondrichthyes, Rajiformes, Rajidae. Gene Ontology annotation, cellular component: heterotrimeric G-protein complex; cytoplasm. The record is from RefSeq and is a predicted model, not a curated record. Gene Ontology annotation, molecular function: signaling receptor complex adaptor activity; protein binding. The coding region runs from base 399 to 1460 and encodes 353 amino acids.
UCUCUCCCAUGGCUGUUGGAUUAGCUGAGCUCCCUGUGGAGUAGCAGCAGAAGCAAACACAAGGAGAGGAGGUGGAGUGGGGGUGAGAGCUCGUCUCAUGCGCUGCCCUGCUCCCUGUAGCCGGCUGGAUGGUGCGUGUUUCUGGGGACAUUCGCCGGCCUCUGCUGUUUUAAGGACGGGAAGGAGAGAUGUUGAUAGUGGAGGGAGCUAGGUCUGUGUACCCUCCCUCUGACGUCAACCUCCCUCCAUCUAAGUGCAUGGGUAGCAGGCUCGCUGAGCAGCGCAAAUAAACCCCCUCCUCUCUUUAUUGUCUUUUCCCUCCCUCCCUCCCUCCCUGUGUGUGUGAUUUUCGAUCUGUUGACUUGUCCUAACACACACACACACACACAAAUAAAAAGAUGGCAACUGAGAGACUGCAGGAGAACGAGACGGUGUCAACACUGAGGAACGAGGCAGAGACGUUGAAGGGGAAACUGGAGGAGGAGAGGGCGAAGCUUCACGAUGUGGAACUUCACCAGGUGGCCGAGCGAACAGAGGCUCUCGGACAGUUUGUAAUGAAGACAAGGCGGACUCUGAAAGGCCAUGGAAACAAAGUGCUGUGCAUGGAUUGGUGCAGGGACAAGCGGAGAAUCGUCAGUUCCUCACAGGAUGGAAAGGUUAUCGUGUGGGAUGCUUUCACCACCAACAAGGAACAUGCAGUGACCAUGCCCUGCACCUGGGUGAUGGCAUGCGCCUAUGCGCCAUCGGGCUGCGCCAUUGCAUGCGGAGGUUUGGACAACAAGUGCUCUGUGUACCCACUGACCUUCGAUAAAAAUGAAACCAUGGCGUCGAAGAAGAAAUCUGUGGCGAUGCACACAAACUACCUGUCUGCCUGCAGCUUCACUAAUUCGGACAUGCAGAUUCUGACGUCCAGCGGUGAUGGAACCUGUGCCCUCUGGGACGUGGAGAGUGGACAGUUGCUUCAGAGCUUCCACGGGCAUGGUGCCGAUGUCCUUUGCCUUGACCUGGCACCUUCGGAGACAGGGCAUACGUUUGUGUCGGGGGGUUGUGAUAAGAAAGCAAUGGUUUGGGAUAUGCGUUCUGGUCAGUGUAUCCAAUCCUUUGAGACUCAUGAUUCUGACAUCAACAGCGUUCGGUAUUUUCCAAGCGGUGAUGCUUUUGCCUCCGGUUCAGAUGAUGCUACGUGUCGCUUGUACGAUCUCCGCGCCGACAGAGAGGUUGCUAUAUAUUCGAAGGACAGCAUCAUCUUUGGUGCUUCUAGUGUGGACUUCUCCCUGAGUGGCCGCCUCCUGUUCGCUGGCUACAACGACUACACCAUCAACGUGUGGGACGUGUUGAAGGGAACCAGAGUAUCGAUCCUCUUUGGCCAUGAAAACAGAGUCAGCACUUUACGAGUCUCGCCCGACGGCACUGCGUUCUCCUCAGGAUCGUGGGAUCACACGCUGAGGAUCUGGGCUUAAAACUUCCUGGAGUUGAUCCUCCAAUUCAGAGUGAAGUUUCCAUUUGGGGAUUUCUUGACAUUUGCAGUAUGAUGGCUCGACUUGUAGAUUUUGUGUCUGCUUUAGGAAAUGUGAAAAUACUGGGGACUGUAACAUUUAAACAAGUCUGUAGUGACUAUACCAUUAUUUAAGAAACCUGGCAGGGUUUCAUGUAAUCAUGGAUUGGUCUCAUAAUUCAGUUGUACUUGCACCACACAAAAUAUUUAGUAGUGGUCUCUGCCAUUUCCACAAGGCCCGUUAGUAGGUAUUUCCCCAACUUGCUAAUUAUUUCACCAUUUUUAAAUGUUAUUAAAUAGACAUUUUUAUUAAAGCUUCCAUUUUCCCAUGCCUUUGAGUCCCCAUUUUGUCUAACAAAAAAAUAGGCGAUAAGUUAAGCUGUGGAACAAAAUAAUUGUAAUGCUUUCGUGAGUCCAAGUGGCGGUGUAUUGAGGCCAGGCACUUCGAAAGAUUGUCACAAAGCACUACUUAUGUUUUAUUGCUAAGAAUAACUACACGUGAUACUCUUAUGGUUAAUUAAUAGAUUAGACAGUGGGAUACAAUGUAGAGAAUCUAUUUAAACUAACCUUGUCCAGAAUAUAUGUAGGUAUAUUAUACAAAAUGUAUUGCGCUGAAUAGUAGCAGUAUUAAUAGGUGGCAAAUUUCUCUUUUGUUCAGCAUGUUCAUUUUGACAGAUUUUUUUCUUUUGUUUUUGAUACACAGAAUUGUAAAUUAAUGUUCAGUAGCAGAUGACAAGUCUGGAUUAGGUCUGUAGACUGACUGUUUGAAAACUCCACAUAUUGCAGCAGGAAAAAAAAAGUAAUCAAAGUUGUUGUUUCAAGUGGUUUGUUUGAUGUUAUCCAAUGCAGUAGAUUUAAAUGCACUGUGAUCUUUUCAAGAUUUUAAUUCAUUUCGUAAGAAGUGGACUAUUACAACAUUACUGAGAUAUCGGCAAAGAGUUAAAGCCUUUUGAAUUCUUAUAGGAUCCCUUGUUAAAGCACUUACUUUGUGUAGGACCAAUUGUACAAUUUUAGUUUUGUUUCUGUAACUGUUUUGUGACUACUUCAACGGUUCUUGUGUAAAUCUUUUGAAAUGUACCAAAAAAUAAUAAAUGGCACAUAUACUAUUUUAAAUAAU